This is a messenger RNA of Fonsecaea erecta, 537 nucleotides long. RefSeq lists its product as hypothetical. Gene Ontology annotation, molecular function: carbon-sulfur lyase activity. Bases 1 to 537 code for a protein of 178 amino acids. The record is from RefSeq and is a predicted model, not a curated record. NCBI's taxonomy places the organism in Eukaryota, Fungi, Ascomycota, Eurotiomycetes, Chaetothyriales, Herpotrichiellaceae. The transcript has a single exon.
AUGGAAGGCCGCUGCCAAUGCGGCACGGUGCGAUUCCGCACGCCCCUGGAAAAGCCCAUCAAAUGGUACAUCUGCCACUGCCACGAAUGCCGGCGCCAGAGUGCCAGCGCCUUUGGCAUCUCGGCCAUCUUCCCACAUUUUGAUCUGGGUUCCCAGCCCGCAGCAGCGUCGGAGUCAUUAGACGCGGAAUCUUCUUCUCUCUCGGCGUCAGCAGGGGUGCCGGAAGGCGGAGAUGCAACGACGACGACGAGGACAGCAGAGAGUGACUGGAUCGGGGUUUACGAGCAUUCCCGAACGAGCUCGGGACGUCCGAAGAAGUGCUACUAUUGCAAAAAGUGCGGGACGCGGAUCAUGAACGUCAGCGUCGCCCCGGCAGGCACCAGUAACCCGGGCUUUGUCGCGGUCAAGGGAGGGUGUCUGGAAAGCAUCGACGGGGACAUUUUCACUCAGGCCACGCAUAUCUGGACGAAGAGCGCCUUGGUGCCCAUUCCAGAGGGUGCAGAGUCGUAUCCUGAGGAGCCUCCCCCAAGGGCAUAG